Molecule: messenger RNA, 1372 nt
Organism: Tarenaya hassleriana
Lineage: Eukaryota; Viridiplantae; Streptophyta; Magnoliopsida; Brassicales; Cleomaceae
Product: SAP30-binding protein
Exons: 6
Coding region: 166-1200 (344 amino acids)
Biological process (GO): regulation of DNA-templated transcription
Cellular component (GO): nucleus
Source: RefSeq, a predicted model, not a curated record
CUGGUGCUCGUUUCGUCUCGUCAGCGUUGCGAUUCGAUUCGAUUAGAAACAAAUUUUUUGAAGAACCCUAAUUUCACCUUUUUUUUUGGUUCUGUUUUCCCCCAAAUUGAUUGCUUCGCUUGGGAAUCAAUUCACGUUCCUGAUACCCUAAUCUCAAGCAAAUCCAUGGCUCCGAAGAAGAAGCACUCCGAGGGCAUUGCUUUGUUGUCCGUUUACAGCGAUGAAGACGAUGAAGAGAUGGAAGAUGCCGAGGAAGAAGAGGAGGAAGAAGAAGUGCAGAAGCAGCGUGAAGAAAGCGAACGAAGAGAUGAGGACCAGCUAGGUGAAGCAACUGACUUGGAAGAGGACAGAGGAGGAGAGGAGGAUUCGAGGACGUCUGGAGUCGGCGAUGGUGGAGCUUCGAGCGUCCACGCGACUCCUAGAUCGAUCGAUGACAACGAAUUAUCGAGGCCCGAUUCUUCGAGUAGAAUGAUUGUUGAUUCGGAGAUUGCAGAUGGUGAAAGAGUUGGUGAUGCAUCUGGGGAAAGUACCGACACGUUAUUGGAUAAGUUUCUGCCGCCACCACCUAGGGAGAAGUGUUCGGAGGAGCUCCAAAGGAAAAUAGAUAAGUUUCUUAGCUUGAAGAAGUUUGGAAAGAGUUUCAAUACGGAAGUGCGGAAUAGGAAGGAUUAUAGAAACCCGGACUUUUUGUUGCAUGCGGUGCGGUACCAAGAUAUCGAUCAGAUUGGAUCUUGCUUCAGUAAAGAUGUUUUUGAUCCCCAUGGAUAUGACCCGAGUGACUUUUACGAUGAAAUAGAAGCCGAUAUGAAGCGUGAGAGGGAAAGGAAGGAGCAAGAAAGCAAGAAGAACCAAAAACUCGACUUUGUUACUUCUGGUGCUCAACUUGGGACAGUUUUUGCGGGUCAGAAGCCUAUCAUUCCCAUCCCAGGACUUCCAGCAUUACCUACAAGUGGAUUGUCCUCUGUAUCAACUGAUACGGGAUCACGAGAUGGCAGAGCUAACAAGAAAUCGAAAUGGGAUAAGGUGGAUGGCGACGGGAAGAAUCAUCCCCUUCCGGGUAGUGCUCAAGAAUUACGGUCUAAUCCAGCUCUCCUAUCAGCCGCCAGUGCUGGUUCCGGAUACACAGCCUUCAUGCAACAGAGGAAGAGAGAGGCGGAGGAAAGAAGAUCGGUAGAGAGGAAAUUGGAGAGAAGAUCUUGAGAGGGUUUCUUCUGCCUGCUUUGGGCGUCUGUGUUGUAACACAAUGCGUUAAGUCUUAGUCUAUUGUUUUUUUUCCCAUUAUAUAAACGAAAAUAUGAAUCCAGAGUCGAAUCUUAAUCUGAUAUCUGAAUAACUCUAAUCGGAUUUUUGUUUUAUAAAAAUUUCGUAUGUA